AUGCCAGCUUACAACAGAAACGAACGUCGCAAGUCCAUGGCCGAGCGCAGGCCCAGUGCUUCGUAUGCUCCUUCCAAGAUCCCCCACUUGACCGGUUUGGAAAAACCCAACCAGCACUCUCUCAAGCUUGACCACUGUGACAUCUUGAUUCUCGGAACUGGUCUUGUGGAAUCCGUCUUGGCAGCUGCUUUGGCCUGGCAAGGCGUGGAGGUUCUUCACAUUGACCAUAAUAAUUACUACGGAGACUCUUCUUCGACGUUGACCAUUGACCAACUCAAGAAGUGGUGUGUGGAGGUAAACCAGGGUAAGGUGCGUCACUUCCUGGACGCUCAGAUUUAUAUUCCUGGAGGCAAGCGUACCAAUGAGUUCAACUCCAAGGAUUACGGGAUUGACUUGACUCCCAGAAUUGUGUUCUCGCAGCUGGACCUCUUGGCGCUCUUGAUCAAGUCUAGGGUGUACAAGUACUUGGAGUUCCAGAGCUUGCUGAACUUCCACGUCUUCGAGAACGACAACUUCAAAUCUAAUAUCUCCAACACAACCAAGGAGCACAUCUUCACUGACCAGCUGUUGUCCUUAACCACCAAGAGACUGUUGAUGAAGUUUCUCAAGUUCGUUCUUCAGGACAACAACGAUCCCGAGAAGAAGAAGAUCUUGGUGGACAACUCCCACGUCAAGAUCGAGGACUUUUUGGCUAAUUCCUUCGGCUUGAAGCUGCCGCAACUGGACGAGCUUAUUUAUCUGAUUGGUCUCGCUAACAGAAGCGGCACCAGAACACCUGAAGCCGUGGCUCGUAUCAAGCGUUUCUUAGUUUCCUUUGACGUCUACGGCAACUUCCCAGUGAUGGUUUCCAAAUACGGAGGUCCUGGCGAAAUCUCGCAGGGCUUCUGCAGAAGUGCCGCUGUCGCUGGUACCACUUACAAACUUGACACCACUCUCGUUGACUUUGACCCACAGCUCAAAAUUGCCAAGUUCAGUGACGGCUCCCUGGUCAAGAUUCAAGAGAAGGUUGUCGCAGCACCUACUCAGGUGCCCAAGUUUUUGGCCACUUCAUACAAGGAAGCUUCUGAAAAGUUGCAUCCAUUCACUGUAACGAGGCUCACCACCAUUGUCAGAAAAGACUGCAAGGAAUGGAUGUCUGAAAACGAAUCCUCCGCUGUGGUUGUGUUCCCACCCGAGUCUUUGCCCACCAACAACGUUCACACUGUUCAGGUUGUCAUUCAAAAUGGUGGCUCUGGCGUCUGUCCACAGGGUCAGUCCAUCUGGUACUCCCACACCUGUGAGCAGAAUUCCGAUAAGGCAAAGAAGGAUUUGGAGAGUGCUUUUGAGAAGAUGGAGAAUGCUAUCUUGAGAGAAAGCGCUACCAACCUCGAAAACUUGCUCGACAAGAAGGAUUUUGUUGUCAACGACAGAGGUACCCCAAUGCUUGUCAACUCCUUCAAGCUCGGUGAGUCCUUGCAGAGCUUUGUGCCUAAGGAAACUUUGGACAUUGUCUGUAAGUUUGGCUACGUUCAGACCACCUACAUUAAUCCCGAUUUGUCCAACGUCUUGUCGACCUCAAACACAUCCAACAGCAUCACGCACGCAACAGUUUCGGACACUGACGACAUUAUGUUCCUGAACAUGCCGUCGGCGGAAAUCAGUUACGACGGUAUCAUCAGUGAAGUGAAGAUGUUGUACAAGAGGAUCACGGGCAGUGAUGAAGACUUCUUUGACGUCGACUUCGAGGACGAAGACGACGACUACGAAAGAGCUGCUGCUUCCACUUCCGCUGUUAUCGACAGUGAGCUGGACAUGAACGACGAUCUGGACUACGACCCGGUCCACCACGAGCCAUUUGGAGCUGGCGAGAUGGAAUUAUAG
Candidozyma duobushaemuli is the source of this 1860-nucleotide messenger RNA. RefSeq names its product GTPase-activating protein. Gene Ontology annotation, cellular component: Rab-protein geranylgeranyltransferase complex; cytosol; nucleus. Bases 1 to 1860 code for a protein of 619 amino acids. Gene Ontology annotation, molecular function: GDP-dissociation inhibitor activity. Gene Ontology annotation, biological process: small GTPase-mediated signal transduction; vesicle-mediated transport; protein geranylgeranylation. The record is from RefSeq and is a predicted model, not a curated record. Lineage: Eukaryota; Fungi; Ascomycota; Pichiomycetes; Serinales; Metschnikowiaceae. The transcript has a single exon.